Molecule: messenger RNA, 2177 nt
Organism: Frieseomelitta varia
Lineage: Eukaryota; Metazoa; Arthropoda; Insecta; Hymenoptera; Apidae
Exons: 4
Coding region: 874-1641 (255 amino acids)
Source: RefSeq, a predicted model, not a curated record
AUAUAUAUUUAUAUGCAUAUAUAUUUUAUGUUAGUUUCUAAUUUUAAACUUGUAUCUAUCGGUGAUACCAACAGACUGUAUAGUUUGUGACACCUGGAUUACUAUUAUGUAUCGGUAAGGCACGAUAAUCUUAUCAAAGUUUAUCUUCAUGUUCUCGGCAUUCUUGCGUUUCACAUUGAUCAUGCAAGUUUGGGUCUAAUUUGUACAUACUGAAAAAAAAGAGAAGAAAAGAAUAGACAAAAGUGUAAGUGCAAAAAGAAAAGAAAUUCAGAAAAGAAACAAUUAUUCGAAUUAUUUAUUUAUAGUUAAAUGAACUUAAAUUUGAUCGCAUGAAAUGGAAAUACUGUCACUAGGAACGUACGUAAUAAAGAUAUGUGAAUUCUAAUUGAUAAUGAUAAGAUCCACAGAGAUACAAAGAGUAAAGCGAAAACAAAAAUUUAACUUGUUUUUUGUUUGACAUUAUCGUGCAUUGGAAUCGAUCAUCACUCUAACAACGGUUAGAAAUAUUUUAUGAGACAAACAUAAUAUUUUAAAAAUAUUUUAUGAUGCAAACAUUUAUUGUAAAAAGUAAAUAUUUGGUCUUUGCUCAGUAUAUAUCCUUGACGUUCAUAUAGAUGUGUUGAAUCGAUGAGUAUUAGCAAAUUCACGGCUCAUUUGAACAAGAAACGCGCGGUAUUUAUGGACAUACGAAAGCUUCAGUCUGCAGCAAAGUUGUUGGAAUCGACAUUUUUAGCAGACAAAUAUAUUUUGGAAUUGGAUAAUUUUUGAAGAGAGCUGCAAAGUUUCAGAAAGAGUCAUCAUCAAACUUUUAUUAAACCAGGGGUAAAAUUUGUUUCUUAUAAAAGGAAAGAGAAAAGAGGAUACAUCCAUAAAAUGAAGGAGGAGAGAGCCGAGCGAAUUCUCAGCGUGUUGUAUAUCUCCUGUGCAAUUUUGUCGGUGACGUCGUUGAUUUGUUUGGUCACCGUUUGGCAAUACUGGGCAUUGAUCUUGGAUGUUUGCAUUAGCAUCGAUUGCGGUUGCAUACUGUACGGUGUUAAUACUUUCAGUACUUUUAUGGGAGGUGAUGUAAAGCUCUGUCAUUUUGGCAUAUACGGCUUGAUACCUGCGAUUUUGAUCGGUUUGUGCCUUGGUGGAUAUCAUGGAUACAGAAGCUGUAUUAAUAGAAGUUUAGAUACCCCUGUGCGAAUUUACGAUGAUGUUAGCAGACAUUUGAACGGCAAUGAACCACCGAUAACAACAACGACGGUAGCGAUCAGACCUAAAAGACGAACUCCGUGUAAACAAUGGAUGCCUGCUGUCUUUAUUACUAUAUUACUUUGUUGUUUGUCAUUGGCUCAUGCAGUAGUAAUGACCGAUGGUUACUAUAAAACUUGCGAGCAGUACAGAAAAAGGCUAAUACAAGUUUUGGGUUCGACCGGACAUGAAGCUGAGGUUGUUCACAAUAGACUUUCCUGCGGAGCGAUUUUUGAUUUUAUGGAUUAUUUACAUACGGAUGUGACCAACUGGAACCGUGUCAAAGAGAUCGACACUGGUCUCGCUCUUCUAUUAGCUAUUAUUUCCACCUGGUUUAAUUUUUUUGCUUGGACAUUCGCCUUUUUCUUGAAUGUUAUUAUGGCGCGUAAAAGAUUCUGUUGUUGUUAACAAUUUUCCAAUGUCGCAAAAUCGCAGUUUAUUAGAUUAGAUAAUACAUGCAUAUUCUCGUUCAUUCAUUGGUCAAACUUCGACAAUUAACAUGGAAGUGUAUCGGUUUUUGAUUAUUACAAAUUUUAUAUUUUUUUAUUGCUAUUCACGAUAUGCAAAUGCCUUCUUUUUUACUUUUUUAAAUACUCACGGAGAAAACAAACGGAUUGGCAUUACAUAUAACUAUAUAUGUAAUAUUUCCCUCGUGCACACUUGCCGUUUGUUCUUACUUGCGUUUAUUAUUUAUUCACUUAUUUGUUCAUUCGUUCGUUCAUUCAUUCAAAUAGUACAAGUCUGCAACAAUUUAACAAUUUCUAAUCAACUUCUUUUUUUUAUACAUACAUAUAUGUAUGUAAUGAAACUCGUUCCUUAUUUUACGUACAUCGUAUGAUUUUACUUGAAAACAUGAAAAACAUUGUGAAAAAUAUUCAAAAUAAACAAAUAGAGAGAGAGAGAGAGAGAGAGAGAGAGAAAGAGAGAGAGAGAGAGAGAGAGAG